Molecule: messenger RNA, 2109 nt
Organism: Neopsephotus bourkii (Bourke's parrot)
Lineage: Eukaryota; Metazoa; Chordata; Aves; Psittaciformes; Psittacidae
Gene: SSTR4
Product: somatostatin receptor 4
Exons: 2
Coding region: 753-1994 (413 amino acids)
Biological process (GO): cellular response to glucocorticoid stimulus; neuropeptide signaling pathway
Cellular component (GO): membrane; neuron projection
Molecular function (GO): neuropeptide binding; somatostatin receptor activity
Source: RefSeq, a predicted model, not a curated record
GUUUGGAUGCCGGGUGCUGCGGGAUGCUCCCUUCCUGCGGAAAGGGGGGUCCCUGCCUGCACCCCCUCCCUGCAGUGAGGAAUGUCGGGGCAGGGGGAGGGAUGCGGGAGCGAGCGCGGAUGAAGGGGGGGGCGGUUUCCAGGGCAACCUGCCUCCAUCUCCUGCCUUGCCCGGGCGGGGACACCCCGGAGGGACCCGGGGUGCGGGGGGAUGCGGAGGCCCCGUCCCGUCCCCCCUCUCCCUCCCUGCAUCCUUCCCUCCAUCCCUCCCUCCCGCCCAUCACCGCCGCGCCCGGGCUGCAGCAUCCCGCCCGCCGCAGCGCCCGCAGCGCCGGGGCCCCGGGGGACGGCGUGGCCGGUCGGGGUGGGGGGGCAGCGGGACCUCGGAGAGGCAGAGCAAGGGGACGUCCGCUGCUUUGUUCCCCCCGGGAGAGCCUGAAGCAGAAUCCUGGCUGCUUUCUGCUGGCGCAUUCUCGAUGGACAAGCUGAUUUCCCUGGAACGGGCGGUGGGGAUGAGCUUUAUUCCCAGCCGGCACGCACGGUCUGUCCUUCACUUUAAAAGGUCCGGAUCCUCCCGGUCAUCUGAUCCAGGUCAAGCAGGACUUUGCAUUGCCAACAGCCCCUGCAUCCCACCGGAGCGGAUCCCAGCGCCUGCGCCCCCGGAGCAAAGCAGGAGGCUCCUUCGGUCCCUGGAGGAUUGAGAGGCUGACCCCCCAUCCCCGGCACUGUCCCAUCCAUGGACAACCUCCCAUCAUGAGUGCGGACACCGAGCAGCUCCCAGCGGUGUCCCAGGCAGCCAGCGUGUCCCUGUGGACCGUAUCCAGCUGGGCCUCCUCCGAGGUGCCCCCCAACACCAGCAUGGCCAUGGGGGAGGCCGGCUGGCAACAAGGGCAGACGGAGUGGGGCAGCAAGGCGGGUGAGAUCGUGGGCAUGGUGGUGAUCCAGUGCAUCUAUGCUCUGGUGUGCCUGCUGGGGCUGCUGGGCAACUCCCUGGUGAUCUUCGUCAUCCUGCGCUACGCCAAGAUGAAGACGGCCACCAACAUCUACCUGCUCAACUUGGCCAUCGCUGAUGAACUCUUCAUGCUCAGCAUCCCCUUUGUGGCCACGUCAGCCGCCCUGCACCACUGGCCCUUCGGCCGGGCCCUGUGCCGCACCGUGCUGGGCGUCGAUGGGCUCAACAUGUUCACCAGCGUCUUCUGCUUGACCGUCCUCAGCCUGGACCGCUACAUCGCGGUGGUGCACCCGCUGCGGGCGGCCACCUACCGCCGUCCUCGGGUGGCCAAGAUGGUCAACGGCGGCGUGUGGCUCCUCUCCUUGCUGGUGGCUUCACCCAUCCCCAUCUUCGCCGGCACCGCAACCACCCGCGAUGGCCAAGCGGUGGCCUGCAACCUCCUGUGGCCGAGCCCGGCUUGGUCGGCCGCUUUCGUGGUGUACACCACCCUGCUGGGGUUCCUGCUGCCGGUGCUGGCCAUGGGGCUGUGCUACCUGCUGAUCGUGGGCAAGAUGCGCGCCGUGGCGCAGCGGGUGGGCUGGCAGCAGCGCCGGCGCUCCGAGGGCAAGCUCACGCGCCUGGUGCUGAUGGUGGUGGCCAUGUUCGUGGUGUGCUGGAUGCCCUUCUACGUGGUGCAGCUCGUCAACCUCCUGCUGCCCGGCCGCUUGGAUGCCACCGUCAACAACGCCUCCCUCAUCCUCAGCUACUCCAACAGCUGCGCCAACCCCAUCCUCUACGGCUUCCUAUCGGAGAACUUCCGGCACUCCUUCCACGGCGUGCUCCGGCGCUGCCUCGACGCCAGCCUCUGCUGCUGCCACGCUGGUGAGGGGGCAACCGAGGAGGAGGAGGAGGAGGAAGAGCCCCUCGACUACUGCGCUGCCCCCCGGGGGGACGACAAGGGCAAGGGCUGCGUGUGCCCAGCCCUGCCCUGCCAGCAGGACCCCGGGCUCCCCGAGCCCUGCUGCAAGCCCGCGCCGCUCCUCGCCAAGACCACCACCUUCUAGGGUGGCCCCAGGCCCUGUGGGUGUCCAGCGGGCGUGGGGAAGGGGGAUGGAGAGGGGAUGAACUGCCGUGGACCCUCGUGCUGUGCGGUUCAGCCAAAUAAAAGCCAUAAGAGUG